This is a messenger RNA of Opisthorchis viverrini, 648 nucleotides long. RefSeq lists its product as hypothetical. NCBI's taxonomy places the organism in Eukaryota, Metazoa, Platyhelminthes, Trematoda, Opisthorchiida, Opisthorchiidae. Bases 1 to 648 code for a protein of 215 amino acids. The record is from RefSeq and is a predicted model, not a curated record. The transcript has 3 exons.
AUGAACGAGACAACGGCGAGCACUGACAAUAUCAGCUUGUUGAGUAAAAUCACUACAACAGGUAUAUAUGCGAACAGGGGACUUAUCGCUUUGCAGGUACAGGUUGAUAAAUCCCGUUGUGAGUCCGGAUGCAGCCACACGUCGUCCUUGAUAUCCGUGAGUGAGGCGCCUCGACCCAGCACUUGGGCUUUUCUGGCUGGAAACCUCAUCCUUUUCGAACACAAGUCCGGCCACUUUGGUAAAAAUUUUCUGGAUUUAUAUGAGCUUUUCCUGAUUGUUGUGGACUUCGCCACAUUAGCCCAAAAUGGUGAUCCCCCUCUGUACAAGCCAGUAGUUGCUGUGCCACUAACGGUACCAAAAAUCGAUGAAUAUUAUCGGAAGACUAAUAAAUAUCGAGUUCAUGCUCGGAUAUGCACUGCUGAUGAGCUCGAGUUCAGUGCUUCCCCCCUUUGGUGUGGAUUCACCAGAAUAAUUGCGCUAGGACACGAGGACGACUUUUUAAACAAGAGUGAUGUGAAUGUGAACAGUACAUUUCCCGCAAACCCCAAAACAGAUAUCAAAAAGUUGUCCAGCGGGUUUCAAACGUCUGUGGCCCUACCCGACCGGGAAGUCUUGACAAGCGGAUGGUCAAUCGAUCGUCAAAACUAG